Molecule: messenger RNA, 435 nt
Organism: Talaromyces proteolyticus
Lineage: Eukaryota; Fungi; Ascomycota; Eurotiomycetes; Eurotiales; Trichocomaceae
Exons: 1
Coding region: 1-435 (144 amino acids)
Source: RefSeq, a predicted model, not a curated record
AUGAAGCCUGGAGUCGCAGUGGGACGGGCAAUAAUAGGUGGUGCUCUUGCCCAGCUCCAAGGGAAUCGCGCGCAGUCCGCCGUGGCAGUGACAGCCCAGAGGCGCCUUGGUCCCGCCAAUCAUAAGCUGCCAGCGGGGCCCCCAGCGGCCUGUGAGUGGCUAGGUUGGGCGCUCGGUGAUCGCAGCCGUUGGACCCGCUCAAUCGGUGCCUGGGUGCCUGGGUGCCUGGGUGCGUCGCCACCGUUUCUGCCUGAGGCCGCUACGGAAACAAAUUGUAGUCCUGUCCUUGUUCCAGGCGUCUCUUUCAGCAUUCUUGUUGGGGUUAAACUUCCAGCAGUCGUUCCGAUUACGGUAGGGACCUUGCAAUGGGUGCACCAGGCGACUUUUAGGGUGCUUUCAUUGCCUGUGACAGACACCGCCGCCGAAGAAGCAUAG